CCGAGGCUGGGCUGAGCGGCGGCAGGAGCGCUGGGGCCUUGGACACGUCGAGCCGCGGGAGGAAGGGGGAGAGGAGCCCGGGAGGGGAGCGCGGAAACGCCGGCGGCCCCAGAGCGCCUGGCUCGCUGGGCGAAGGAGAAGGAGCCCCCCGAGCAGAGCGAGCCGCGCACGGGGUAAAGCGGGGAGAGAAAGAGGAGCAGCCGCCGCCGAGACAAAGAGCGGAGCCCGCCGGGGAGAGCAGCCUUCUCCUUUCCGCCUCCUCCUCCUGCCAUUAUUAAUCCUCCGCCCGCGCGCCUGGCCCGGGGAGCCCCGACGCGCCCGGAGGAGUGGACCACCGGCGGGUCUCCCCUUCCUCCCGCCAGCCAGAACCUUCUCGCAAGUGUAACUUUGCUCAAGAGUCUUAACUUUCUGUGUCUGGAUCCUGAAUUGUGCCAAAGGACUUAGCUGUUGUAAAGGGAUUGUGUCUUGCCACCCUAGUCUGUGUGAAACACUGAAAUUCUGUGACAAUAGCUUAUAGACAGAGGACCAGUGAUUCUUCUCCCGACAUGGAAAUUCCCAGAUCACGAUGAUCUUGAGUUAGACAUUGCAUUGGAAAGAGGGACUCCAUGAAAGAUGACAGAAGAAGUUAUUGUUAUAGCAAAGUGGGAUUACACUGCACAACAGGACCAAGAACUUGACAUAAAGAAGAAUGAGCGCCUCUGGCUGUUAGAUGAUUCCAAAACAUGGUGGAGGGUAAGAAACGCAGCCAACAAAACAGGAUAUGUGCCAUCAAAUUAUGUUGAGAGGAAGAACAGCUUGAAGAAGGGUUCCUUGGUUAAAAAUCUGAAAGACACAUUGGGUUUGGGGAAAACAAAGCGGAAGACAAGUGCCAGAGACGCCUCACCGACCCCUAGUACCGAUGCAGAGUACCCAUCUAACGGUAGCAACGCCGAUCGGAUCUAUGAUCUGAACAUCCCUGCCUAUGUUAAAUUUGCCUAUGUGGCAGAAAGGGAAGAUGAACUAUCUCUCGUGAAAGGAUCCCGAGUCAUUGUUAUGGAAAAGUGCAGCGAUGGCUGGUGGAGGGGGAGUUACAACGGACAAAUUGGAUGGUUUCCUUCAAACUACGUGGUAGAAGAAGUCGAGGAAGCGACUGCCGAUUCGCCGAGUUUUCUCAGCUUGAGGAAGGGAGCCUCCAUGAGCAAUGGCCAGGCCAUGAAAGUACUUCACGUUGUUCAGACAUUGUACCCGUUCAGUUCUGUCACAGAAGAAGAGCUCAACUUCGAGAAAGGCGAAACCAUGGAAGUCAUAGAGAAACCUGAGAAUGACCCGGAAUGGUGGAAAUGUAAAAAUUCCCGAGGUCAAAUCGGCCUCGUUCCGAAAAACUAUGUAGUAAUCUUAAGUGAUGGCCCUACAAGUAACAGUUCCCACCCGCCUCCGAUAAGCUACACAGGGCCCUCUACUACGGGACGGUUUGCAGGAAGAGAAUGGUAUUAUGGGAAUGUUACUCGGCAUCAGGCAGAAUGUGCUCUAAACGAACGGGGAGCGGAAGGGGACUUCCUUGUCAGAGACAGCGAAUCUUCGCCCAGUGACUUUUCAGUAUCUCUAAAGGCAUCGGGGAAGAAUAAACAUUUCAAGGUGCAGCUGGUGGACAGUGUCUAUUGCAUUGGGCAGCGUCGAUUUAAUACUAUGGAUGAGUUGGUGGAACACUACAAAAAGGCUCCUAUCUUCACCAGUGAACAUGGGGAAAAGUUAUAUCUUGUGAAAGCACUUCAGUGACGUCGAAGAUGGACUAGGCCUGUUGGGGGCCCCUCAUAACUUACAAGCCUUAGGUCCUAAAUUCACUUUUAUAGAGCAGAGCAGUCUACGCCAGUCUGAGACUGUCUUCAGAGAACGACCUCUUUCUAAAGUAUUUGCUCUGUCGAUUAUAUUCUUUCUCUUUUGUUUCCCCACCCCAUUUU
Molecule: messenger RNA, 1937 nt
Organism: Lacerta agilis (Sand lizard)
Lineage: Eukaryota; Metazoa; Chordata; Lepidosauria; Squamata; Lacertidae
Gene: NCK2
Product: NCK adaptor protein 2
Exons: 6
Coding region: 613-1755 (380 amino acids)
Biological process (GO): negative regulation of PERK-mediated unfolded protein response; positive regulation of endoplasmic reticulum stress-induced intrinsic apoptotic signaling pathway; positive regulation of translation in response to endoplasmic reticulum stress
Molecular function (GO): protein binding
Source: RefSeq, a predicted model, not a curated record